AUGGACAUAUUCAACCGUAGUCCAUCUAUCAGCGACGACACUCUUCGUUACUCUCUUCACUUUCCAACCUCAAAGUCUACAGAAAGCGAGCUCAGCACUCUCACAGCCCUUAUACUGGAACAUGUCGACCGCUUACUCCCACCAGACUUUCUCUGGCACCGCGACGCCUUCGAGCUCCGUCUCGCAGGUACACAAGCAAAGGGAAAGGGGAAAACUCGAGAAGGAGAUGUGAAAGAAGGAGACGCCUGGUUGGAAGGGACCAUGCGUGUCGGGGACGCGGUGGACGACGAGUGGGCCGUCGUGUGGCUUCUGAGGGAGGUCAGUACCGCUUGGGACUGUAUAAUCAGUGUGAUGGACUCGGACGGCCAAUUCCUGCUCAUCGAGGCUGCUGACUCUCUCCCGGGGUGGGUGACGCCCUCUAAUAGCGAGAACCGUGUGUGGAUCUACCGCUCUCAGCUGCAUCUGGUUCCCUUGUCUUAUGUAUCUCCGGCAUCUUCUCGUUCGGCAAGGAGCCGCUUAGAUGCUGGAAGUGACGACGAGCUCGAUCUCGAGGAUGCAGAUACUUGGAUUUCCGUGCCCGACGCGCUCCGGUUGGUGAGGGACGACAACGUGCCCACGCUCGCUCCGCCCAGCGUACAAAAUGCUCUCCAGUCCCGUCUAGCGCGCUAUCCCUCCGCACUCGCACACCACACACACCACGCAUUCGCCUUCCUACCUGUCCCCAUCGCUCAAGCUUUAUCCCGUUCCCCCUCGCUCAUCCAACGCGCCUCCGAAGCCUUCUACACGCGUGACGCGCUCCAACUCCGCUCAGCGCACAAGAUGUCCCGCUUUCCUCCCUCUCCCUCCCUACUCUCCAAAGUGAGCAUGACCCGGGUCGCCUACGCCCAACUGCGUGGUCAGCGCUGGACGCCUCCUCGGGUUUUCGGCCCUUCCCCCAAAGGGGCAAGAGAACGCCACUGGUGGGAACUAGGCGCUAUGCUCUCCGCGGGGUUCGAGAUGCUCUACCAAGAAACUCGGGCUCGGCAGGCGCUGUCUGGGCAGUCGAGGGAGGCGAAGCUGGAGGCUCUGCAGCGGGACACGGGGUGGGAGGGGUAUGUCCAGGGCUUGCAGAAGGCGGGAUUUUUUAGUCAGGAAGUCAGAGGUAGCCAGCUAUGGAAGGAGAAGGAAGAUAAGGCCGUGCAGGCGUAUGUCAGUGCUCGUGUUUCAGAGGACGCGACAAGGCCGUCAUUCGCUUCGCUUGUGGAGAACGCCCUGGUCCCUCCGUUACCGGAUGAAGACGCGAUUAGAGUCUCUCCCCAAUCGCAGGAGGACGACGACAGUUGGCUCUCAGUCAGGCCUCAGCAGCUCGGGUCCCUCCUGACCCAACUCCCGGGGAAUCCCGCUCCCUCAAGCAUGAGCCCACCGCGCUCUGAGCCGAAGAUCCACGAACUGAACGACGUGGAUAUGGAUGAGGAGGAAGAACGGCUUGCCCACAAGGAAGCCGAGAGGCUCAGGGACAUGGCGCGCAAGGUGGAGGGGUUUGUCCAGGGAGAGGGAGAAUUGGAAGGAGCGACAUUCCCCGACCUGAGAGUUUGUAGUGAUAUCCUGGACGACGACAUGCCGGACUCUGAUGACGAGUCGGAUGUGGAGAUGGAGCCUCCCCCGACGGAAGAACAGCUACAAAAAGCGAUGGACACGCUUGUCCGUCCUCUUGCAGCAGGAGAAUACGGCAAGAUGCCCGAAGACUGGAAUCAUGCCAAGAAUAUGACAGAUCCUGCGCUCGCUGAGACUGAAGCGAAGAUGUCUGCUCCCAAGCCGGGGGAAGGUGUCCCUGCUACUGGAAAGGGGAAAGGCAAGGAACUGGUACGGGACGAACCGCUCGAGCCGCUCGAUAUGACCCUUGGACAUCGGGCCCCGCUCUUCGAGCGCGAGACGUACGAAGGUCAUUCCUCUGAUUCGGACUUGGACCCUGCAGGCCAAGGGCUCUCAGACGAAGAGUCUGGGGAAGACGCGCCCCAGGUCGUGGAUGAGGAAGUGGAGGUAGAGCCGGAUAUGCAGGCUGAGGAAGAAGAGUUCUUGCAGUUUGCACGGAGGGAGUUGGGGAUUAACGAUGUUAGCUGGGGGGAGAUCGUCAGGCAGCGUGAGGGGGAGGGGAGGUUCGUACCCCGAUCUACGGGGACGAAGGAACAACCGCAAGAGAGGGAAACGUUUGGUCCGGAACUGCUCAAGCCGAAGACGAAGGGACAGCCGAAGAGGUCGGCAGGCGCGAAGGAUAAGGCCUCGGAGAAAGCCGUUCGGUGGACGGACGCGACCCCUGCGCCUAUGCCUGCGGAUCGCACGCCUAGACAGCGGAGAGAAGGUGGACCACGACCGAAGGCGAACCCGAUUCUAGACUCGUUUGAACGUGUUAUGGACGCUAUGGAAGCGGAGCUCGCUAAGGCCCGAGCGCAGGGGAAGGGGAAGUCAAAACCCGCUUCAAGGCCAAAUGCGGACGUGAAAGGAAAGGGCAAGGCGCGCCCUGAGCCGGAAGUUGAGAGCGACGAAGACGAAGACGCGAUGCUCCAAGCGAUGGAUGCUGAGCUGCGCUCUUCCCUUAAACAAGCCGAAGAGGAUACAGAUGCAGAUGAUGAGACCCCCAUGGACUACAACCUUAUCAAGAACUUCUUGGAGAGCUUCAAGAGUCAGGCAGGGCUUGCGGGACCUGUGUCAGGGAUGGUGGGGCGGCUGGAGAAGGGAUGGGUGUGGCCAAGAGAUGAGAAGGAGUAG
Dacryopinax primogenitus is the source of this 2745-nucleotide messenger RNA. RefSeq lists its product as uncharacterized. Lineage: Eukaryota; Fungi; Basidiomycota; Dacrymycetes; Dacrymycetales; Dacrymycetaceae. The record is from RefSeq and is a predicted model, not a curated record. The transcript has 4 exons. Gene Ontology annotation, cellular component: nucleus. The coding region runs from base 1 to 2745 and encodes 914 amino acids.